AAUUAAUCCUUAAUCAUUGACUCACAUCUACUGAAUGUCCCUCAAGUGUUAUUUUUUCCACAACAUUUACCUUAGCGUAUAUUUCAACAUGUGCUGUUCGUUUUAUGACUUCAGAGAGGAUGUGGUUAUGGUUUGACAGAAAGGAAGCUUUGCUGUAGAUGGGAAGAUAAAGCUCAAAGCACCUACGCUGCCUUUUGAACAGACUUUUUUUUUUUUUUUUUAAAUUAACUGUCUUCCUUCUUGUGUCGCUUUCUUGGACAGGCACUCGGUGCUUAGGGCAGGCAUCCCAUGUCCCAGGAGACGACCAUUUUUGGCUCAGCCAUGAAUAACUGUGUGCUCCUGGAGGAACUGCUGAUCAAAAAAUCCCAGCAGAAGAGAAGGACUUCACCCUCCAACUUUAAAGUGCGCUUCUUCGUCUUAACCAAAUCCAAGUUGGCUUACUAUGAACAUCGCCAUGGGAAGAAAAGGACUUUGAAGGGUUCUGUGGAACUUUCCAGGAUUAAAUGUGUGGAAAUUGUGAAAAGUGACAUCAUCAUUCCCUGUCAGUAUAAAUAUCCUUUCCAGAUUGUCCACGAUAACUACAUACUCUACGUGUUUGCACCCAAUCGUGAGAGCCGGCAGAGAUGGGUCUUUACGCUGAAGGAAGAAACCAGAAGCAACAACAGUUUGGUUUCAAAGUGUCAUCCAGAUUUUUGGAUAGAUGGCAGGUGGAGAUGCUGUGCUCAGACAGAGAAGAUGGCACCUGGCUGUGUGGAGUAUGACCCCACCAAAAAUGCCUCAAAGAAGCCUCUUCCUCCCACUCCUGAAGAUAACUGGAAAUUGUUGCUAGACCCAAAGGAAGCCGUAGUCAUGGCCAUAUAUGACUAUGAAGCCCAGAAUCCGCAAGAGCUGACGUUACAAUAUAAUGAGGAAUAUUAUGUGAUUGACAGCUCUGAGGAACAUUGGUGGCUGAUUCAAGAUAAGAAUGGGCAUGAAGGCUACGUGCCAAGUAGCUACCUGGCGGAAAAAUCACCUGAGAAUCUGCAAAUAUAUGAAUGGUACAAUAAGAACAUCAGCAGAAGCAAAGCAGAAACACUCCUCAGAGAUGAGGGUAGGGAAGGUGCCUUCAUGGUGAGAGAUUCGAGGCAGCCUGGCAUGUACACAGUCUCCGUUUUCACCAAAGCAUUAAGCACGGAUAACAAUCCUGUUAUAAAGCAUUAUCACAUCAAUGAGACAACUGACUUUCCCAAGCGAUAUUACUUGGCAGAAAAGCAUGUGUUUGACUGCAUCCCUGAACUCAUCAACUAUCACCAGCACAAUGCAGGAGGUCUUGUCACUCGUUUGCGGUAUGCAGUCUCUUCGUGGAGAAAAAAGGCCCCAAUCACUGCAGGGCUGAGCUAUGGAAAAUUGGUCAUUAACCACUCUGAGCUCACCCGUGUACAGGAAAUCGGCAGUGGUCAGUUUGGGGUGGUCUACCUUGGCUACUUGCUGGAGAAGACAAAAGUAGCCAUAAAGACCAUUCGUGAAGGAGCAAUGUCAGAAGAGGAUUUCAUCGAGGAAGCUAAAGUCUUGAUGAAGCUGUCUCACCCCAAGCUAGUCCAGCUUUAUGGCGUGUGCUUUGAGAAUGCUCCCAUAAGCCUGGUGUUUGAGUUCAUGGAGAACGGCUGCUUGUCCGACUACCUCAGGAGCCAGCGGGGCAGUUUUUCAAAGGAAACCCUGCUGGGGAUGUGCCAAGAUGUGUGCGAGGGAAUGGCUUAUCUGGAACAAAACUCUGUCAUCCACAGAGACCUGGCCGCUAGGAACUGCCUGGUGGGGGAAUCCCACGUGGUCAAAGUGUCUGACUUUGGGAUGUCGAGGAUUGUCCUUGAUGAUCAGUAUACCAGCUCCACAGGUACCAAGUUUCCAGUCAAGUGGUCUGCUCCAGAGGUUUUCUCCUACAGCAACUAUAGCACCAAAUCUGACGUUUGGUCAUUUGGAGUGCUGAUGUGGGAGGUCUUCAGUGAAGGUAAAAUCCCCUAUGAGAAUCGCACCAAUGGAGAAGUGGUGGAAGAAAUCAAUGCAGGAUUUCGGCUCUACAAACCCAAGCUGGCCUCCAAGGCGAUUUAUGAGGUCAUGAGCCACUGCUGGAGGAUGAGGAAAGAUGACCGGCCGUCCUUUUCUCUUCUGCUGUAUCACCUGAGUGAAAUCUCUGAGUUUGAUCUGUAAUCAUGGUACCAGCUGCUAAGCGAAGCUAAGAGAGUCCUGAGAGGUCAGAUGGCUGGAUUUUCCCUACACAAAGCAUUAACAGGAAUCCUCUCACCAUAGACACUUGCCAUAUGCCUGGGGAGAAGGAGAGGGUAGAGGCUGGUACUUCCAGACAGACAAGAUAUCCCCAGGUCUUCCAGAGCCUAGACAGACACAGGCUUUGGUUUGGCCAAGAGCGUGGUUUGCAUCUUACAAGCAUAAGCAGCAAUUGAGCACAGAGUCCUGAACCACACAAUCCAGCGAGUGUGUUUCUCCUGAAGAUACAGCCUCAAAACUAAGAGAUCUGACAUUGCUAUUCCAGUUCUGUGAACACCCAAAUGAAGGUCUUCCCUGGGGAAAAAAAACCCUGUCUUUAACUGAGGAGGAACAUUUAGACAUUUCUGUGGCUUUCUAAUUCAGAGUGGGCUGGACCUGAAAGCUCUGAACAGGAAUAAGCCUAGGACACACAGGAACAGGCUGGAUUUAGUGACUGCAUUUCUGAUGCUGAUAUUUCAAAGUGGUUUUGUUCUCCCUUUGCAUGAUUUUCUCUGAAACUGUGGCAUAACAGGAACAGGAUUCUGGUACCUGGUAAACUGAAGAGGUGUCUGCAUGUGCAUGAGAGUUUGUAAGGAAGGAAGAGAAAAAGCAACAUGUUGAAGAGUCUUGAAAUUCUCAAAUUGCAUUGUGUAGCGAGUGGGAAAAUGGGACUCUGAUGCAAAUGGAGACAUUCUUGGAGGGAGGAAGUCUAGAGAAAGUUUACAUUGUUUUUUUCUUCAGUCUUUCUACAUCAGAAGAUAAAUACAUGAUCUCCAUCCAAUUUCUUUUAAUGGAGUAUGGAGGACUGAGCAGUGCAGAGUGCUAUGUGUUUUCAGUCUAGGACAAGAUGGGAUCCCAGGAUCUGAUUAUCUGUGAAAGGUACAGGAACCUACUCCUGAAGUGGUGUGUUUGGAAGGAAGGAGCCAGAGGGCUCAGAAAGGUAGCCACUAGGAGAAAACAUGCAGAAUAUGUGCUCGGUGCAUCAGUGAUAAUGAGAAGAGUUUUCUCCUACUUCAAAGAGUAAAUGCAUCAUCACAAGUAAAGACUUUGCCAUCUCUUCUGUGAACGAAGGGACUGAUCAAAGAAAAAGUUCUAUGUGAAUGGACAGACUGCCUGGGUACUUACUGCACGAGGAGUUCCACAUUACGUGGUGACAGCAGAAGAAGGUACAAACAAUAUCCAUCUCCUGGUAUUUCAAUUAAAAUAUAUAUUUUCACCAGAAGACAGAGACACUGUUUUGACAUAACUGACCUCAAAACCAAAAGUGUGCGUGUUGGUGUCCUGCAGAACUUGUAAAUAAGAUUAGGACUUUCUGCUAAGCAUUAACCAUAACUAGAGAAGUCAAGGAGACUCACAGAUGAUAUGUGCACAUAUGCAGUAUGUAUUUUUCAUACUUCUCUGUUUGGGCAGGUGAGAACAUGAGUAAACCUUACGUGACAGCAGUUUACAAAAACUCUGAGGUGCAAACUUCCAGCAGCACUCUCUCCCAUCAUUACAGAAGUCAGGUUCAAAUAUGUCUGCCAACAAAAAUGGAACAAGGAAAUAACGUAAUCCCAUGAUCUCACAUAUCCUGUGUCAAACUAUUUCUUCAUAGAAGGAGGCUUAAUUUUUGGUAUUUUUCAGACCCAUGGUUCUAGGGCAGCUUUUAGGAGCCAGAAUAUAUUUUCAGGUAUAUGGAUAAGGGCAAGGCAUUAGUUCCUGCCUUAUACAUCUUCCCACUUUGCUUUGAUUCCACAUUAUUUUAGAAUCAUUUUCUUUGGUUUAGUCCUACAAAUAUCAUGCAGAAUGACUCUCCCAGGCAAGCGGAAUCCUAACAUUCAGACCAGAGGUUGUCAAUCCUAAAUGCAGGAUCAGAGUGCUACCUUCAAAUCAGGAUUGCUGCCAAAAUCUCUCAGUAGUCUGAACUAAUAUGUGGAAUAUGAGCAUCUAUAAACAGAUUUUGAAUUCUUGCCUGCAGUUAAUUUAAGCUAAGUUUCUCUUUGUCCCUCUCAUCCUUUAGUCUGACUUAGCCUGUUGUCACAUUGUGGUGAUGCUAAACUUGGCAUUUAGCCAGUGAAGUUUUCAGGAGCCCUAACCAUGUUAAACUGCACAUCUACAGCUAAAUUUGAGGAUAGCUGGCCAUAACCCUAUUUUCUCCCCUCUCAAUUGCACUUAGACAAUCCAUACAACCACAGGAUGCUCUGAAAUUAUUCUUCCCUGAGCACAGACACUCUGUGGCAGGGGUAUCUGCAGGCUCACAAAGUUGAGCUUCUGGCUUGCUGCCCCCUCCAUCCUUGGAGGAAUCAGGGGUCUGUCAAGCUUGAGGAGGUUGCUAUUAAGUAGCAGCAUUAUUGCUCCGCCAAGUAAUAUUUCUGAGAUUAUAUUUAUAUUUGAAUGAGAUAAGUGUAAUAUUUAUUAGCUACCAGGUGUUGCACAAAAUAAUAUUGUGAUGUUUUAUGUUCAGUUUUCUUUUGCAGUAUUUCUAUGUACGCGAUACGUAUUUUUACAAAUAAUAAAA
Messenger RNA from Aquila chrysaetos chrysaetos, 4735 nucleotides. RefSeq names its product IL2 inducible T cell kinase (gene ITK). The coding region runs from base 289 to 2184 and encodes 631 amino acids. Lineage: Eukaryota; Metazoa; Chordata; Aves; Accipitriformes; Accipitridae. Gene Ontology annotation, biological process: intracellular signal transduction; peptidyl-tyrosine autophosphorylation; NK T cell differentiation. The record is from RefSeq and is a predicted model, not a curated record. The transcript is spliced from 17 exons. Gene Ontology annotation, molecular function: non-membrane spanning protein tyrosine kinase activity; protein binding; ATP binding.